Molecule: messenger RNA, 1864 nt
Organism: Misgurnus anguillicaudatus (oriental weatherfish)
Lineage: Eukaryota; Metazoa; Chordata; Actinopteri; Cypriniformes; Cobitidae
Source: RefSeq, a predicted model, not a curated record
CAUCCACAUCUGUGGAAUAAUCUGCCAGUUGCGACAAGAUCUGUUGACUCUGGGUCUUGAGUCUUUAGGAAUCAGCUAAAAGCCUCGCUUGCUAAUGUCUUUUUCUAUUUUUCUAUCUUUACCUUUGUCAUAAAAACCCUUGGCUAUGUGUACUUUGUUAAGACUUGCUUCUAUUGUUACCUUGUUAUUUGAAUGUGGCUUCGGACAAAAGCAUCUCAACAACGAAAUGUAACACUUCUCACCCACAAAAACUAUUUUAGAUACACGUGAACUUCAAAUGAAAAGAGAUAUCCGGCCAUCAGUUCCUACUGAAGGAGGCCAUAAGUCAAAUCUUAUAGUUUGAGUAACCAUGCUGCAUAAUUUAAUUUACAUUUAAAAUUGUAUUAUUAUGAGGGGUUUUUCUUUUUUCCACCAUCUUUUACUUAAAACACAAGCUUCAGUAUUUAAAUUUAAAUGAAUGAACUAUCUUUUAAAAUGUCGACUGAUAGCACCUAAAAAAUGUGGUUUUAUAUGCCUGCAUGUUGAAUGUAUAUGUUUGCAGUGAGAAGUAUAAAGUCUCAAUCAAUGCAUUAAAGAAAACUGUGACCUAUUUGCUAUUAAAUUUUCUGCAUGAUUUGCACUUUGUGAAAAGCCUGAUGAUCCAUGUUAUCCCAGCAUGUUUUAAAAAAUGAGUUUUUUUACGUUACAUGUGCACAUGUGAGCACUCAGCAUCUGACUACCAAAGAGGACUUCCUAUCCUACCCACCAUUGCCACUGAGUUCCUCUUGUUGCUUACCUUUUGCUUCAUCAUGUCUGACAGUGAGAAGGUGAUCUAUACGGUCUUGGAGGUUUUUAUCGCUAUAGCAUGUUGUUUUGGGAAUCUGUUGGUGAUUUGGGCCGUCUGGUCGAGCCGGGUUCUUCGUAAGACCACCUUCUGCUUUGUUGUAUCACUGGCAGUGGCUGAUUUUCUGGUGGGCGCUGUGGUCGUACCUCUGGCUGUGUUAAUUGAUGGACGAGUACAGACAAGAUUUCAUACUUGUCUGUUCAUCAGCUGUGUGGUCAUUCUGUUGACCCAAGCCUCCGUUCAUUCCUUGCUCGCUAUCGCUGUGGAUCGAUUCCUGCAUAUCUAUAAUCCCCUCAGGUUAGUUCAUUUGUUAAAGUUACAGUUUCUACUUUCUCAUGGCAACUCUGCAGUUAACCCAAUAGUGUAUGCUUUUAAGGUCCCAAAGAUUAAGACUGCCUAUAAAAACAUCUUGAUGAAGCUCAUAAGCUGGAAGCAAAACACAGAUCAAAGCAGCCAGAACUUGGAUAAAACCGCUACCAGCUCCAACACUAAUAUCAGGUAUAAAGUGAAAAACACCCAAGAUGGUUUUGACCGCUAGUUAAGAUCUUUAGCAUGGGACGGUUAUGUAAUCUCUAGUAAUAUGCAUAAUUAACAUGAUAUACUGUAAAUGUAUAUUGAUAUCUACUGCAUUAUAUAACUGAUAUUGUGAUAUUUCAAGCAAUACAGUAGUUUCUUGAGUAUGUCUGCAAAUGUAAGACUGAUAUCAGCUUUAUUGCAAAAACUUUUCAAACAUAGACUGCUAUUAUUUCUGCUUACUGCAGAUUUGUGUAUUUAACACCGACAACUUGAAAUUCUGAGCUGAUUUUUUAAACACAGCAUCUCGCUACACAUCGGUCAUAACACACAUGCUUAAGUUUUAAAGACUGCAUUCAAGAAAUGUCUCGAGUACCACAUUGCUGAAAAAACUGUUACAGUGUUUAUAGAUAUUUUUGAUAAGUUAAGCUAGGUCAAUUUUGAUAUAGUAAUAUCUAAUGAUUAUAGAUUAGCUAAUGAUUAGCUAAUCUAAAGUUUGGUAAUAAUUAAAUUUUUACUUUUAUUUGU